Messenger RNA from Alternaria alternata, 728 nucleotides. RefSeq names its product DUF1857-domain-containing protein. NCBI's taxonomy places the organism in Eukaryota, Fungi, Ascomycota, Dothideomycetes, Pleosporales, Pleosporaceae. The record is from RefSeq and is a predicted model, not a curated record. Bases 110 to 601 code for a protein of 163 amino acids. The transcript is spliced from 3 exons.
CUUACCCCACGCCUGCAGUACAACAGGCAGCAGCUUCCGCAUCUCAGCAUCUAUCACUCAAACCAUCCUACAACACGAACAAACCGCUUCUUGAAGCAUACUCGUAAACAUGGUGAACAUCAACAUUGCAUACACCUCCCGCAUCAACCCCGCCGGUGCGACACCGGUGCUCAACGAAGCACAAAUCUGGGCUGGCCUGCAGCGCAAGAUACGUUUUGCCCAAGAAUUCGUGCCUGUGAUUGAGAGCUGCGAGGUACUUGAAGAGAAAGAUGGAGUGGUAACUAGGGACGUCAAAUUCAAGAAGGGAACGGGCCCCAAGGAUCAGGCCAAGGAAGUCGUUAGAAGCUACUGGCCGAGUUGGGUCGAUUUCGAGCAAGAAGACGGAAGUCAUGUCCGCAACAUCAUCUCCGAUGGUCCAUCUGGUGAGACCGAGGACUUGAACAUGACUUAUGCUUUCGAGUGGAUCAUGCCAAAUUUGCAAGAGGGGACUCCAGAAGCUGACAAGGAGAGGCAACGACUCAAGGGCAUGGCGAAGAAAGCAGUUGAGAGCAGCAUCGACGCGAUUCGGGAGAUGGUCAAGGAUGGCAGGGUCAAGGCAUAAGAUUUAUUGACGGUACGGAAAGAGGUUGCGUGUUCAUGGACCAUCGUCAGCCAACCUUAGAUACCAAACGAAGUCGUUAUAGAAAAAUAAUGUCUCCUACAUUGUGUCUUUCCCGCAUGAUCUACGC